Molecule: messenger RNA, 1312 nt
Organism: Suillus discolor
Lineage: Eukaryota; Fungi; Basidiomycota; Agaricomycetes; Boletales; Suillaceae
Exons: 5
Coding region: 1-945 (314 amino acids)
Source: RefSeq, a predicted model, not a curated record
AUGGCGCCGAUGCCUGGAGUUCAUUCCCUGGAAGGGUUCAGUAUGAUUGGCCCUGGGAUGUAUCUUCGGGAUAACGGUGAGAAAGACCAGGGCUCGGACACUACGUCACCAAACGUCAUUUUGAUGUUCGGAUGGAUGGGUGCACAACUGAGGUACUUGCGGAAUUAUACCCAUGCAUAUACCGAAUUAUAUCCAAACGCGUCUCAAAUCGUUGUUCGGUGCAACCCUGACGUAAUAUGGAGUAAAAUCAGUACCAUACGUCUCACGCCUGUUAUUGAUGCAUUGGAGGCAUUGCAUUGUUUGCCAUCUUCUAAAUCCCCUGCACAAAGGCGUCCCCAAAUACUAACCCACGUGUUUUCCGGUGGAGGCUGCCUGCAAAUGACAUAUUUUGGUCACAUGCUACAGCAGAAAUAUGGUUCUGUAUCUGCCCAAUGGUCACUCACGAGCGCAUUGAUCCUGGACUCAUGCCCAACAAUUGUCAACUUCAAUACGAUCAAACUCGCGUUCAGCGCUAUGGUCCAGAACCCAAUUAUCAGACCCAUCGUACUCACCUUCAUAUCCACGGUGUACUUCAUCCGCUUCUGCCUAUCUCUCCUGUUUGGUAAGCGAAUGAUGUUGAUUUCAGACAUCUACGCCGACAUGCAGAAUCCCCGCGUCCUGCCAUGGAUGGGCCUCCACACUCCCCGCCUCUACAUUUUCUCGCGCAAGGAUAGAUCAAGUCCGUGGCAAGAGGUCGUGCACCAUGCCAAGACAGUAAAGGAACUCGGAAUGGAUGUUCGGUGUGAGCAAUUUGAAGAGAGCGACCAUGUGACGCACAUGCGGGUCGAGCCAGAGAGGUAUUGGUCCUUGGUACAAGAGGUUUGGGUGAUUGCAAUCUCCAAGGAGAAAGACGAGCAGAGAAUAUCGCAAACUACGCCAGCUCAAUGGCGUCGCAGCUUCCUUUAGCAGUAGCAGUAGUCUGCAUUCAUGGUUGCCUGCCACGUCCGUUUAUUAUGUAUGACUUCCUAUAGUUCAAACGCAGUGACCUGGGCCGCGAGAUCAUCUUUGGGAAAUUCUUGCAAGUGUUCAGAGGGAAGGUUGGAAUCCUUCGAGACUGAGCAUCUUCCAGGGUCUCCGAGUAUGAACCAGGGUAGCCGCCAGAUCCGACAAUACGUGCCAUCAUGAUAGUAUGAGUGCCACUUUGACUGGCAUUGGAUGUUGCUGUUUCAAGUUGAUGCUCUCGUCCAUGCUAGCGCGGCGGCGUUGAUAUGUUUCGUUCGGUCGACUGGCAAUGGGCAGUGCUAUGUAAAUGUAAGUGAUAGUAGUAGAUAUC